Rosa rugosa (rugosa rose) is the source of this 2601-nucleotide messenger RNA. Its product is annotated as protein NUCLEAR FUSION DEFECTIVE 4-like. The transcript has a single exon. The coding region runs from base 72 to 1865 and encodes 597 amino acids. NCBI's taxonomy places the organism in Eukaryota, Viridiplantae, Streptophyta, Magnoliopsida, Rosales, Rosaceae. Gene Ontology annotation, cellular component: membrane. The record is from RefSeq and is a predicted model, not a curated record.
CCAAAUCUCUGUUAUAUAUAUAUAUGUGCACUAGGUGUUAGAUAUCUCUGUCAAGAAGAAAGCUUGAAAAAAUGGUGGCGGCAGAGUUUACUUCCGGUGAUAUUGGCUCCAAGGAAAUGAGAAGCUUUUGGUUGCAAGUACUCCAUGGACGAUGGUUCAUGGUGUUUGCUUCAAUGCUAAUCCUCUCCGUGUCCGGAGCAACCUACAUGUUUGGUCUCUACUCCACAGACGUCAAAACCUCAUUAGGCUAUGACCAAACGACACUCAAUCUCCUAAGCUUCUUCAAGGACGUGGGAGGCAAUGUCGGAAUCCUAGCCGGUCUAGUUAAUGAAGUCACAGCUCCAUGGGUGGUGCUCUUAAUCGGUUCAGUCAUGAAUUUUUUCGGUUACUUCAUGAUCUGGCUAGCUAUCACUGGUCGAACCUCGAAACCACGCGUGUGGCAGAUGUGUUUGUACAUUUGCAUGGGUGCAAAUUCUCAAACGUUUUCAAACACAGGAGUUGUAGUGAGCUGUGUCAAGAACUUUCCUUCUAGUAGAGGAAGUGUUCUGGGGCUUUUGAAGGGACUUGUUGGUUUGAGUGGUGCUAUAAUGACACAGCUCUACCAUGCUUUCUAUGGAGAUAACUCAAAGGCUUUGGUUUUACUAAUUGCUUGGCUUCCGGUUGCUGUUUCGAUUGUGUUUCUUCCCAUCAUUCGUUUGAUCAAGAUUGUUAGACAGUCGAAUGAGCUCAGAAUUUUCUACAAUCUUCUUUACAUUACUCUCGGCCUAGCUGGAUUUCUCAUGGCUUUGAUUAUCAUGAUGCACAAGCUGAGGUUUUCUAGAAUUUGUUACAUUGGAAGUGCUUCAGUUGUGCUUAUCCUACUCUUUCUUCCAAUCGCAGUUGUUAUAAUGGAAGAAAUCAAGCUCUGGAGGACGAAAAUCAAAGUCGUGGACGAGCCAAUUCAGCUCAAAGUAGUGGCUGAAAAUCCAGCUCCUGCUGUAUUAGUAUCUACUGCAACUCCACAAACCCAGCAGAAGCAUAAUUCUUGCUUUCAAACUGUCUUCAAGCCGCCCAUUAGAGGUGAGGAUUACACAAUUUUGCAAGCACUUUUUAGCAUUGACAUGUUGAUCUUGUUCAUUGCUGCAAUCUGUGGAAUUGGAAGCACUUUAACUGCUAUUGAUAAUCUUGGUCAGAUUGGGGACUCAUUAGGCUACCCAACUGACAGCAUUAGCACUUUCAUAUCUCUGGUAAGCAUAUGGAACUACCUUGGAAGAGUCGCUUCUGGCUUUUCUUCAGAAGUCCUUUUGAAGAAGUACAAAUUCCCAAGACCACUUAUGCUCACUCUAGUGCUUCUCUUAUCAUGUGUUGGCCAUCUCCUAAUCGCGUACGGGGUCCCCAACUCUCUCUACGUUUCUUCUGUGAUUAUUGGCUUCUGUUUUGGAGCUCAAUGGCCAUUGAUUUUCGCCAUCAUUUCUGAACUCUUCGGCCUCAAGUACUAUGCCACUUUGAUCAACUUUGGUGGUGCUGCUAGCCCUAUUGGGGCUUAUAUCCUCAAUGUGAAAGUGGCUGGAAACUUGUAUGAUGCAGAGGCUUUGAAGCAACUAAAGGCUUUGGGGAAGACUCGAGAAGCAGGACAGGACUUAACUUGCGUAGGAGUGGAGUGUUACAAAUUGGCCUUCAUUAUAAUUGCUGCUGUGACAUUGUUUGGGAGCCUUGUUUCAUUUAUUUUGGUCAUCAGAACAAGGAAAUUCUACCAAAGUGACAUUUACAAGAAGUUCACUGAGGAAGCUGAGGCAGCCGAAGCUGAUUUCGCUGGAGGCGUUGUUGGUGCUGAUACUUCAAGCUCAUCAAAAGCAGCACAAGGACCUGAGGCAGACUUGGAUUAAAAAAAAAUAGGACACUCUUUUAAUUCACGGUGUUACAUGAUAACUUGAUAAGCACACCUCAAAAGGCCUUCGGGUUCAAAAGGCCAGCCUAUCUUCACAACCUUCCUUGAGGCUCCAUUUUUCUUUUCCUUUAUAUGCUUCUCUUGUCAACCAGACCCUUGCAACAUCGUCCCCUUGCGGUUGGGUUUACCAACGAAAGCUGUUCACUCUCAAAUCAGAUUAAUUAAUUUGUACUAAAUGAUCCACUCGAAUUAUUGGAUCGAAUCGGAUGAACUUAUUUGUACUAAAUGAUCCACUCUACAUCCUGUCCAUUGACAAGUCUGGAAAAACAGUGUCAAAUAUAUCCCCAUCAUUGUUGGAUUCAUCUGUUUUGCUUUCGAAUGGUUACAAAUUAGAUGAAACUCUUAAUUUUUAUCUUGGCAAAUUGGGUGACUUUAGUACAAAUGUGUACAGAAAAAGCACCAGCAGCUGAAACAAAGUAAACAAAUUCCGAGUACUUUAACUUGAAAGUCAAAAAUCCAGCGGGCAUAGAAUUUCUUAUACAUGCAUCCGUCUACUUGAACUUUCUGGCAAAAGCAAAAUGGUACAACGGAGAGAGACUACAACAAAACUUGUACACACAUGCAGAUGGGUUCCAUAAUUGAUAUUACUCUUCCAGCUCAAGUAUCUUCACCACAGCUGCAUCAGCAACUUUCUGGCAUACUAUAACACGAUCGUGAGGCUUUAUAACACCACA